GAAGGAUUCACUACAUGUCCCACCGGAAGACCCUUUGUCGGUUUUAUUUUCACCAUUAUGGCAUGUCUACCGUGGAUAUAACCGUUGCUCAUCACGAAAUACGUCUAGCUGAGAGGAAGCCGCUGUGGUUAUGGAUCUGAAACCACGAUAAGAUGAAGCGAUAUGGAGAUGGUAGUGUACCUGCUGCGAGUCUGUGCUGUGCAAGUUAGCCGAAGCUAAUGAUGCUAUCAAACACAAUAACAGCUACGAAGCGGCAUGAGCUUAAAAGAGGGCCGAGUGAAGAUGGCCACUGAUCCAGCAGGUAUCCAGGCUGAAAUACGCAGCACCCAUGAAAGAAGAGGGCAAGGCAGGGUGUGGAGGUCCAGCUCUGUUUGAGGACCCGGACUUCCCCUGUGAGGACUCCGCCCUGUUCUCUGACAGCUCCACGCCUCUGGCCAGGCUGCGGGGAGACAUCACCUGGCUACGCCCCCAAGAGAUCUGCCAGACACCAGCUCUCUUCCCAAGCAACAUCAAUCUUGGCCAUGCAAAGCAAGGCCUGUUAGGAGACUGCUGGUUUCUCUGUGCGUGCACCUUCCUGCUCAAGAACAAACAGCUUUUAAACAAGGUUCUGCCUGAAGACCAGCCAGAGUGGGGCGACAGCAGGUACAGAGGCUCCUUUUAUUUUCGUUUUUGGCAGCAGGGACACUGGACAGAGGUGACCGUUGAUGACCGACUGCCCUGCAUUAAUUCAGCUCUCUGCUUCUCACGCUGCCACUCCCCCACUGCCUUCUGGGUCGCCUUGGUGGAGAAGGCCUAUGCCAAGCUUCAUGGUUCGUAUGAGCGACUGUGGGCAGGGCAGGUGUCCGAGGCCUUGGUGGACUUGACUGGUAGUCUAGCUGAACGCUGGAGCCUGGGUGACUUUGGUUCUGAGGAAAAGCAGCAGACAGAACAGGACAGUGACCAGUUCAGGAGGAGAAGGCUGGACCUGAACCUUCUAAACCCUGUGAAGGAUGACUGUGCACUCAGCUGCUCCACUCACAGCACGCCUGGAGGACUCACUGAGCUGGAUCAGUACCAUGCUCUGACUGUCAUGGAGUGGCUGGAUGUGAAGAAGGUGUCAGGAGGUGAAGUACGACUGCUCAGAAUCAAAAACCCUUGGGGAAGACGCUACUGGGGCGGAGCCUGGGUAUGGAGUGGUGCAGGUUGGGGUUCUGUUGCCCCUGAUUGUGCUUCAGAGCUACAAACCAGGGUGGCAGAGGGUGAAUUUUGGUUGGACGAGGCUGAAUUUAUGUCCCAGUUUGAUGACGUCACAGUGGGGUAUCCCAUCAGCGAAGAAGGAUACUUAAAGAGCAUUUAUACUGGAAACCUGCUGACACACAGUCAUCAACUGGCUGGCCGCUGGGUAAAAGGGCACUCUGCUGGCGGUAGCCGGAACUGCAGCAGCUACAGCAGCAACCCCAAGUUUUGGCUUAAAGUGUGUGAGAGAGGAGAGGUAUUGGUGUCACUGCUGCAGCAUCAAAAAUGGAGAAAGACAGUAAAAUAUGCACAAACCCCACUCGUGGACAGCAACACCACGAAGCACCAGCAUUACCAGGCUAUCGCUCUGCACUUGUGGAAGGUGGAAAAGAAGCGUUUUAAUCUGAGCCGGAUGUUGAACAAACCUCCUCGCACUUCUACUCACUGCCAUGCCUAUGAGAGAGAGGUGGUUCUCCACGGGCAGCUGGAGUCUGGAUACUACCUUCUCAUCCCCAGCACCUACCAGCCAGGAGCCGAGGCCCGCUUUCUCAUCAGGGUCUUUUCCUCCUCUUCCAUCUCCCUCAGUGCCCUGAAAAGUCCGGCACCCCCGCUGCCUUUAACAGCAGACAGCGAGUGGGAGACGAGCAUCUUCCGCGGCUCGUGGGUAGAGGGAAGUACGGCUGGAGGGAGCAGGAACUUCCUGUCUCACUGGCAGAACCCCUGCUUCCCAUUUACAGUUUCUGAUGAUCCAGCUGUGACAUCAGGAGUUAACGUCAGGAUUACCCUGCACCAGAGCCGCGCUGACACAGAUCUGCUCCCAAUUGGUUUCCACAUUUAUAAGGUACUAGAAGGGCAAUCUGAGGAGACGAUAUCCAGGGAUGAGGAUCCUGUGGCCAGCUGUGUCCCUCACUGUUACACGCUGGAGGCCAGUCUGGCCUGUUCACUUCCUCCUGGGGCUUACGCCAUAGUGCCGUCCACUUAUCAGCCCGACUGCUCUGCGAACUUCACUCUGAGCCUAGCUCGCAGAAUUCAAAGGAAAGUAGUGAAAAGCCAGGAAAGGCUCGGGAAAGCCGUUCAGGAGGUUUCUCACAUCUCUCUGAUGCAGAGCUAGGUCUGUGGAGCUGUUGCUGCUCUACUAACAUCAACUUACCUCCAUCUGCCUCCUGGCCCAUGAAGAAAGAACCAGUUCUGCUAUCGACCCAGACCACAGAGAUCAUGUGUGUAUUUGCGUGAGCAUACAUGUACGUGUUUUAUGUGGCUGAGAAGGCAGGCAGUGGGAAUCCAGAAAAAAAAGUCCUUUAUUCUGAACCACUGAAGCUCUGAGUUGAUGGGCAGCUACACGCUUGUCGGCGAUUAGGACAUCAGAGGUUGUCGGUGGGCUGGGCUGCUAAUGAAGUAUGACGGGACUGGCUGGUGUAAACAAACAGCCGCCACUGAAGAAGGCCGCCGCUGCUCUUGCUCAUUCACUCACUGGUGCGCCUGCCGGCCCAGAACAAAGGGGCCUCUCAUGAAGGUCCUCACAGAGGCAUAGGGGGCAAGGGGCGAGGGGAUGGUCUGCCGAAGCAGGGCCAACCAAACCACACCACACCAUACCGUGCCAUACCAUUGCAGAGCUUUCCUGCCAUCCCUCACCCCCUGACUCUUUGUUUCUUAUCUAGCUUUUAUUGUUUGUUUCAAAUACACAAAUACAGGGGGGUUCACAGUCUCUUAUCCACUAACCUGACUAAUGCGUAAGUCAGACUGGACCAAAAGAAGUCCAUCCUCACCCUGUGGCUCCCUUUUUCCUUUUCUUUUUUAUGUCCCCCACACUCAAGCUCUGCUUGGACCUGAGCACAGCUACUAUUUGAAGUUGCCGCAAGAACAGAUUACAAGCAGAGGGAUGGAAAGGGAUGAAACGAGAGAUGCGGCCUAUCAGAGGAAGCCGUUCGCUGUGAUGAAGCCGGCGCUUUUGUUUGUGAUGAGGCUGCACUUGUGUGGUGGUGUGUGCCCACACAUACGUUUGUGCUGAAGUCACAGUGUUUCUGAUUAUUCAACUGAGUCAGCAGACUUUUAAAAAGUUAUAAUUAACAGACCAGAGUGGUACUAAUGUGUAUUUAUUAUGUCUGAAAGUUCUGAA
Archocentrus centrarchus (flier cichlid) is the source of this 3331-nucleotide messenger RNA. RefSeq names its product calpain 10 (gene capn10). Gene Ontology annotation, molecular function: calcium-dependent cysteine-type endopeptidase activity. The coding region runs from base 329 to 2326 and encodes 665 amino acids. Gene Ontology annotation, cellular component: cytoplasm. NCBI's taxonomy places the organism in Eukaryota, Metazoa, Chordata, Actinopteri, Cichliformes, Cichlidae. The record is from RefSeq and is a predicted model, not a curated record. The transcript has 13 exons. Gene Ontology annotation, biological process: proteolysis.